Ceratitis capitata (Mediterranean fruit fly) is the source of this 6893-nucleotide messenger RNA. RefSeq names its product voltage-dependent calcium channel type A subunit alpha-1 (gene cac). Bases 1067 to 6862 code for a protein of 1931 amino acids. The transcript has 36 exons. Gene Ontology annotation, molecular function: high voltage-gated calcium channel activity; calcium ion binding. Gene Ontology annotation, biological process: calcium ion import across plasma membrane; chemical synaptic transmission. Gene Ontology annotation, cellular component: voltage-gated calcium channel complex; membrane. The record is from RefSeq and is a predicted model, not a curated record. Lineage: Eukaryota; Metazoa; Arthropoda; Insecta; Diptera; Tephritidae.
AAGAAAGAAAAUUUUCUAAUUAAUCUGUGAUUUCUGUGAUUUAUUAUUUUCGCUCGCAUUGAAUUUGCUAAGAAGCAACUAAGAAGUGCUAAAUGAGAUUGAAGAGAGUUUCGCAGCAAAAUAAUUGUUAUUAGCUUGAAUGCUAUUUGUUUGUUAAACAGCGAGCAACGCACAUUGAAUAAAAAUAUGAGUAGAUACUGAUUUCCAAGAAAAAAAAAAACAAAAAAAAACAAAGCAAAGGAAAAAAUAAAUAAACAAAUUCAUGUGCUUAGUGAAUUAAUUGAUAAUAAUUGAAUAGUAAAAUGUAUAUAUAUAUAACGCUUGUAAAUAAAUUCAUAAACAUAGAGUCAGCAAACUUGAAUAACAGAAUUGAAUAAGGAAACAACUGCAACAAGAUAAGCAACAACAAAACGUAUAACUAUAGAUUAAUAGCCAUACAAUGUCCACUGAAUAAUACAUACAUAUGUGCAUAACGACGGUGUACAUUUACCGAUCAUUUACACACAUACAUACAUAAAUAAUACUACGCCGAAUACCUUCGGGAUUACAACAUUUACGCCAGCGGAAAUUGGGAAAGAUUAUCGAUAGCGCUUCGCUAUUUUCUUAUUCAAGUAUAUGCAUAUACAUACAUAUGUCCUUAGAUAUACCAUAAACAUACGCAGAUAAUUAAUAUAAUCUUGCCAGUUCGUUCAUUCUGCCAAAGAACGAAAACUAAUUCUCCUCUGCUGUUAACGUCUACUUGGACAUCUCUUCUUUUAUAACACCGCCUUAUUUUUCCUCUAAUCCGUGUUCUUCUUCAAAAACGCAUUGAACGUUCGUGUCGUUAUUGUUAAAUGUAAAAUUGUGGAUUGAAUGCCACGUGGAUGAUGCGUCAAUCCGGAGAAAUGAGCGUAGUCGUGCAUCUGGUGUAGCACAAUUAUGGCCAAGCGGUCGUCUAUAAACUAUCAUAACUUGGAUACAUUGACGGUUGGCAGCGGCUCAGGAAGCGGCGCUAGCAGGGCAUCAACAGGGCUCCACAAGCGGGGGGCACUCGGGUCGAAGGGGAGCCCAUCGCUUAGCUGAUAGAAUGGGUGGCCCAAAGAAAGACGAUACACCACCCGGUGGUGGUCCAACAUCUUUAUUUAUCCUCACCGAGGAUAAUCCAAUUAGAAAAUAUACACGAUUCAUCAUUGAAUGGCCGCCCUUCGAGUACGCUGUGUUAUUGACAAUCAUUGCCAACUGUGUGGUGUUGGCUUUAGAAGAACAUUUGCCUGGGAGUGAUAAAACAGUAUUGGCUCUGAAACUGGAAAAAACGGAGACCUAUUUUUUAUGCAUUUUCUGUGUAGAAGCAUCGCUUAAGAUCCUUGCCUUAGGGCUCGUUCUGCAUAAACACUCCUACCUCAGGAAUAUUUGGAACAUCAUGGAUUUUAUAGUCGUGGUGACGGGAUUUAUGGCACUGCUCCCACAAAAAUGGAUUGAGGUAGAUCUAAAAACAUUAAGGGCUAUACGUGUGCUAAGGCCCUUGAAAUUAGUCUCUGGAAUUCCUAGUUUACAAGUAGUUUUAAAAUCCAUUAUAAAGGCAAUGGCGCCGUUACUUCAAAUCGGACUUUUGGUCCUGUUUGCGAUCGUUAUAUUUGCAAUCAUCGGACUCGAGUUCUAUUCGGGCGCACUACAUAAGACUUGUUAUAGUUUAGAAGAUCCAAGAAAAUCUGUUAAGGAAGGUGAAUCUGAGACACCAUGCUACUCGGAUAAUGCGACGGGGAAAGCAUCUGGUUCAUUUAUAUGUAAUUAUAACACGAGUAUGUGUCUGGAAAAAUGGGAAGGGCCGAAUUGGGGCAUAACUAGUUUUGAUAAUAUCGGCUUUGCCAUGUUGACUGUGUUCCAAUGUAUCACAAUGGAGGGCUGGACUGCAAUACUGUAUUGGACCAACGACGCUUUAGGUUCAACUUUUAAUUGGAUAUAUUUCGUGCCUCUUAUAGUUAUAGGCUCAUUUUUUAUGCUCAACUUAGUUCUCGGUGUUCUUAGCGGUGAAUUCGCUAAAGAACGUGAAAAAGUAGAAAAUAGACAAGAGUUUCUUAAGCUUAGAAGACAACAUCAGCUAGAAAGAGAGUUGAACGGCUAUGUUGAAUGGAUUUGUAAAGCUGAGGAAGUGAUCUUAGCCGAAGAACGUACUACCGAAGCGGAAAAAAUGCAUAUAAUGGAGGCGCGAAGAAGAAAUGCGGCGAAACGGAAAAAACUGAAAAGUUUAGGCAAGUCCAAGUCGACGGACACAGAGGAGGAGGAGGGUGAAGAAGAUUACGGGGACGAUGAGGGCGGUGAAAAAGGCGAUGAAGGAUACCUGAAAUCACGCCCGAAACCUCAAGGCAGCUGUACGGGCUUUUGGCGUGCCGAAAAGCGUUUCCGUUUCUGGAUACGACACACAGUGAAAACGCAGUGGUUCUAUUGGUUCGUCAUCGUACUCGUAUUUCUGAACACUAUGUGCGUCGCAGUAGAGCACUAUGGCCAACCGCAAUUCUUAACAGAUUUUUUAUACUAUGCUGAAUUUUCAUUUUUGGGUCUAUUUAUGUCGGAGAUGUUCAUCAAAAUGUACGCACUCGGACCUCGUACAUACUUCGAAUCGUCGUUUAAUCGUUUCGAUUGUGUCGUCAUUAGUGGUUCGAUAUUCGAAGUGAUAUGGUCUGCGGUGAAAGGUGGCUCAUUCGGUUUAUCCGUAUUGCGAGCACUACGUUUACUGCGAAUUUUCAAAGUGACCAAAUAUUGGUCGUCUUUGCGAAAUCUUGUGAUUUCGUUGUUGAACUCGAUGAGAUCCAUUAUUUCCUUACUGUUCCUGCUCUUCUUGUUCAUUCUUAUAUUUGCGCUAUUAGGCAUGCAAUUGUUUGGCGGGCAAUUUAGUUUUAAAAGCGGUACCCCCGAAACGAAUUUCAACACAUUCCCCAUAGCCUUACUAACAGUGUUUCAAAUUUUAACUGGUGAAGAUUGGAACGAAGUUAUGUAUCAGGGUAUUAAAUCGCAAGGUGGCUAUAAGAAAGGAAUGAUUUAUUCCGUAUACUUUAUCGUUUUGGUACUCUUCGGUAAUUAUACACUGUUAAAUGUAUUCUUGGCUAUCGCUGUCGAUAAUUUGGCGAAUGCACAAGAAUUGACUGCUGCCGAAGAGGAGCAAGUCGAGGAAGAUAAGGAAAAGCAAUUGCAAGAACUCGAAAAGGAAAUGGAGGCGCUGCAGGCGGAUGGUGUUCAUGUGGAGAACGGUGACGGCGCUACGUUGCCAAGCAAGGCGAAAAGUAAAAAGAAGGAAGAGGAGAAAAAAGAAGAAGAAGAAGUGACGGAGGGUCCAAAACCAAUGUUGCCAUAUUCAUCCAUGUUUAUACUAUCACCGACGAACCCUAUACGCCGCGGCGCUCAUUGGGUUGUUAAUUUGCGAUAUUUUGAUUUUUUCAUAAUGAUCGUCAUCUCAUUGUCAUCGAUAGCGUUAGCAGCCGAAGAUCCUGUUCGUGAGCAUUCCCCACGAAAUGAAAUAUUAAAUUAUUUCGAUUAUGCAUUUACCGGCGUAUUCACAAUAGAAAUGUUAUUAAAAAUUGUAGAUUUAGGCGUAAUAUUACAUCCAGGCAGCUAUUUAAGAGAAUUCUGGAAUAUUAUGGAUGCUGUGGUCGUUGUAUGCGCUGCUGUUAGUUUCGGUUUCGAUAUGAGCGGUAGCAGCGCUGGACAAAAUUUAUCAACCAUCAAAUCAUUGCGCGUCCUACGCGUCCUACGACCAUUAAAGACCAUCAAACGUGUACCAAAAUUGAAAGCCGUCUUCGACUGUGUAGUGAAUUCAUUGAAAAAUGUUGUUAACAUUCUAAUCGUGUACAUAUUAUUUCAAUUUAUAUUUUCCGUAAUUGGUGUUCAAUUGUUCAAUGGGAAAUUUUUUCAUUGUACGGACGAAAGUAAACAUACUUCCGAAGAGUGCCAGGGUUACUAUUUUAAAUAUGAAGAGGAUGAGUUACUUCCAAAGCAGGAGGAACGCAUUUGGCGGCCGAGAAGUUUCCACUACGACAAUGUAGCCGCGGCAAUGUUGACGCUCUUCGCAGUGCAAACAGGAGAAGGAUGGCCACAAGUUCUUCAACACUCAAUGGCUGCUACGUAUGAAGAUAGGGGUCCUAUACAAAAUUUCCGGAUCGAAAUGUCCAUAUUUUAUAUUGUGUAUUUCAUUGUAUUUCCAUUCUUCUUCGUGAAUAUAUUCGUGGCCUUGAUUAUCAUAACUUUUCAAGAGCAAGGCGAAGCUGAAUUGCAAGAUGGUGAAAUUGAUAAAAAUCAGAAAUCCUGCAUAGAUUUCACGAUAGGAGCACGUCCAUUGGAACGGUAUAUGCCCAAAAAUCGCAAUACUUUUAAAUACAAAGUGUGGCGCAUUGUAGUUUCAACGCCUUUCGAGUAUUUCAUAAUGAUGCUAAUUGUGUUCAAUACGUUACUGCUUAUGAUGAAGUACCACAACCAAGGUGAAAUGUAUGAGAAGUCAUUAAAAUAUAUCAACAUGGGAUUCACAGGAAUGUUCAGCGUGGAGACCGUAUUGAAAAUCAUUGGAUUCGGUGUAAAGAACUUCUUCAAAGAUCCAUGGAAUAUAUUUGAUCUGAUUACCGUUGUGGGUAGUAUCGUGGAUGCCCUUUGGAUGGAGUUUGGGCACGAUGAUUCGAACUCAAUCAACGUUGGCUUCCUGCGUUUAUUUCGUGCGGCGCGUCUCAUAAAAUUGCUCCGCCAAGGAUAUACGAUACGAAUCCUGUUGUGGACAUUUGUACAAUCGUUCAAAGCACUUCCAUAUGUCUGUUUGUUAAUAGCAAUGCUCUUUUUUAUUUAUGCCAUUAUUGGCAUGCAGGUGUUUGGGAAUAUCAAACUAGAUACAAUGGAAAAUACCAUUACUAGGCACAACAACUUCCAAUCAUUUAUACAAGGCGUCAUGUUGCUAUUCAGAUGUGCAACUGGCGAGGCGUGGCCGAACAUUAUGCUGGCGUGCCUUAAAGGGAGGCCAUGCGAUGAAGAGGCCGACAAGGGCAACGAAACAUGCGGCUCAACGCUAGCUUAUGCAUAUUUUGUAUCGUUUAUAUUCUUUUGCUCAUUUCUCAUGUUAAAUUUAUUCGUUGCUGUUAUUAUGGAUAAUUUCGAUUAUCUUACAAGAGACUCCAGUAUAUUGGGUGCCCACCAUUUGGACGAGUUCGUUCGUAUAUGGGCUGAAUAUGAUCCAAAUGCGACUGGUAGAAUACAUUAUACGGAAAUGUAUGAUAUGUUAAAAAAUAUGGAUCCUCCGUUGGGGUUCGGUAACAAAUGUCCCAAUCGCCUCGCCUAUAAGAAACUGAUUCGUAUGAAUAUGCCGUUGGAUGAUGAAAUGAGAGUACAGUUUACUACGACGCUUUUUGCGUUAAUACGUGAAAAUUUAAGCAUUAAAAUGCGAUCCGCGGAGGAAAUGGAUCAAGCAGAUAUGGAACUUAGGGAAACCAUAACGAAUAUAUGGCCUUUGCAAGCGAAGAAAAUGUUGGAUUUGCUUGUACCACCUAUAGACCAACUGAAUAAGGGGAAGCUGUCAGUUGGUAAAGUGUAUGCCGGUCUUCUGAUACUGGAGUCGUGGCGUACGACGCGGUUUGGACAAAUCGAUUCUGGCAUGCCGAAUUGGAAGGAGAAACAGUCAUUCUUCAAUUGCCUGCUCGAUAUGGCGGCUCUCGAUAAAGGCGGAUCGCGGCAGGGUUCAAUUUCUUAUGAGGCGAACGGCGAUGGCGGUGCCAACUCACAAACGCAUUUAUUAGCAAACAUAAAUCACCAUCACCUAAAUGGUGAUGCCGAACACAAUAGUUUGGCAUCAUUGGCGCGUCGGAGUACGAUCAAAAAGCGUUCAGUUAGAAACAAAAAGAUGCUGGAAUUACAGGAUGCUUCAAGACAUCCUUCUCAGGAAUCUUUAACCGGUGCCGAUGCUGGUCAUUUACAUCCUGGCCACGCGUAUCACAAUGGUCAUCACCGCCGAUCACCGAGCCUUAGACAUAACGGAUCUCCAUUGGCCAGAUCUCCAAGUCCUAGACGGCGAGGCCAUCAAUACAUACAUCAUGAUAUUGGGUUCUCCGAUACCGUAUCUAAUGUUGUAGAGAUGGUCAAGGAGACCCGUCAUCCUAGGCACGGAUAUGGGCAUCCGCGUUAUCCAAGAGGUUCAUGGUCAGCAUCGACAAGUCCGGCCCGUUCGCCUUCGCCUUCUCGUUAUGGUGGCCAUUAUUCGCGCAGUAGGCGUACAGAACUGCCUUUUCCCACAUAUGGGACAACAAGCCUAUGUCAGAGAUCACGUUCGCCGAGUCCCGCUCGACUUCAGGAGAUGCGUGAACGAGAUAGACUUGGUUAUGGGAUUGAUAUGGGUGGUACCCACGUACAAUACAGUUACCCAACGUUAGCAUCACGACGUGCGGGCAUGGGUAGACGUCUACCACCGACUCCAAGUAAACCAUCAACUUUACAACUGAAGCCGACAAAUAUCAAUUUCCCGAAACUUAAUGCAAGUCCGACACAUACACAUCACUCGACACCUCAUAGUGUUCAUUCUUUGCCACACCACCGUGAUCUGCUGCGAGAGCGUACUAUGUACCGCGAUCUGUAUAGUAGUAGAGAACGCGAUCGUGACCGAUAUCGAGAUCACUUACGCGACUAUGAUAUGAGAUAUGAAUAUCGAGAUCACGAGCGUGAACUAUAUGAGAGAGAGCGUGAUCGACAAAGGGAUUUCGAAAGAGAAAGACUGGAAUACAUAGCACCGCUAUCGUUUGAACAAGCGCUUGCUAUGGGCAGAACGGGGAGAGUAUUGCCAUCACCUGUUCUAAAUGGCUAUAAGCCAAAAGGAGGCUUACACGCACGUCACUCCGAUUCGGAUGAGGAGGACUGGUGCUAGCAAAGGCUUUGAUUGCGUAUGCGUAAUCGAA